Messenger RNA from Symbiodinium sp. CCMP2456, 273 nucleotides. Lineage: Eukaryota; Dinophyceae; Suessiales; Symbiodiniaceae. The record is from the annotation of a GenBank genome assembly.
AUGACUGCGUCUCAGCCCACGGUCGAUGGCACCUCCAAGAAGGAUCGGCGUGGUGGCCGCGCCGGCCCUGGCAACAUCCUUCCGAGCUCCACCGGCACCGCCAAGGCAGUGGCGAAGGUCAUUCCGGAUGAAGGGCAAGCUGACCGGCAUGGCUUUGCGCGUGGAGACAUGAAGGGCUACCUGGAGUACACGGACGCGGCCUUGGUGUCCACUGACUUCGAGGCCAACCUGCAAGACGCUGUGACGUCGACUGCUGAUUCCAUGCUGUGCCAG